AUCUUCAAAACGUACCAUACUACAAAUCACACUAACAAAAACAACACACACAAAAAUACAUUCAUUCACAACUCGUACAUUAAAAGACAAGACACGAAUACUACACGCAACAAAAACCAAACACACAUCACACACCAACAGAACGGCGAUGGUCAGCAUUUAAUACGUCACAACGUCCUAGUUCUUCGCCAGCCAGCGCUGGCAUCGCUCUCACCCCUACAUCCACUCCAGACCACCCCCUACUUUCUUUCCUACCCCUCCUCCCACACGGCACCCCCUCUUUUAGGAGGGGAUGCCCCGCUUUGAAAAAAACGCGCGUCUUGAUUUUUUCCGACCCCCUUUUACACUUUUUAAGCGGAGUGGGAGAGCGCGGAGUCGUUCCUUAAACCACGCUCAUGCGCGAUGGCUUCAAGAUUCUGGUCUAAGGAUCUCCGCUCUCGCUUCGGUACGCGCGUCUUGCGUAGCGUUGUCUUCGUUGCAUCCCUUAGAUGUUCUCUCUUGGAAAUAUUAGAAGAUCGUAUAAGGGUUUCUCUCUUCAGACGCGUCAUGCUUCCUUGUCGCGAACGUUGUUCUUGGAUAAGGCCGUCUCUGUUUGUCGGGGGAGAUGUUAGCGAGCGCGUAUAUUCUUAGUAUUCGACGGGUAAAUUCAGGAGAUGGUAGUCUUUCGUGUCUUUAGGCGUCGCGACGCUGUCUUAGUUAUCGGCGACGCUUCUUGAAGGAACGACGCGAAUACCGACGCCGCACCGUGGAAAUUUUCCGGGAAAAUUUCAUAUCUUUUCUGUAAGACCUUCGAAGAAUUUUCUUAAGCAGUGUUAAGUAAUCAUUUAAUUUUUUCUAUCUCUCUCUGUAUACUAAACGGGCAGUUUUUUUCGGAAAAAAGUUUUAAAUAAAUUUUUUGGUGCGCGAAAUAACUGUUGGAACUUUUUGGUGCGCUAUACACAGCGACUUAAGGGAAGUUUUGGUUAAUCUUCUCUACUCUUGUGCAAUAUAUUUGUUGAGUACCUGUUUCCAGUUGUUGUUUAAACUCAUUUUAAGUCAUAUCCAAUCCAGAAACCAGACACGCAGAAAAGGACAGACUCAUCAACCAACCUUUUCUACCGUCUACUACCGAAAACUAAAGUUCCUACAAAACAAAUCCAAUACGACCAUACAAAAACGUCAAACCGCGACGUUUUUGCCACUUGCCAUAUCUCAAAGAAUCGAUACUAACAAUUUUUUGGGGAAAAAUCGUUCACGCUGUUCUUCCACGCACGUUGCUGUGAACGCUAUUCACGGCAAUCACUAUUUCACGUAACCAGUCCGGAAAAUAUCAGCCAAAAUUUUCACCACGGAGGAACAGAACAUUCUCAACAACCUCAAAGUCGAACAUGAGAACCUAGUAGCAAAAUGGUUGCAAAACUCUUUUAAACUCCAAGAGAAUGCAGCUCUGGAUCUAAGGUCUACCCCACUGCAACCCUUGCAGAUACAAAGUCCUCAGAUGACUGAAGUCAACAACCGACCCGUUUUCAAGAUGAACAAUGACUUCUGGAACCAGGCUCGAGGUCCGCCUCAGAACAUGCCUCAGAACCUUAGCAAUUCCAAUCAGAACUCUCCGGUUCCGGGGAGUACUAACUCGAUGCCAGCGCAUUCGCCGUCUCAGCAAUCGAAUUCGAGUCAGAUUCACGUUAUAACGCCGGGAGCGUUGGCUUUGCAACAGGCUCAGAACAGCGCGGCGGCUCAGAAUGCUGCGGCUGCGCAGAACCAGGCUAAUCCGGGCCAGCAGAACGCGAUGAACGCGCAGCAGCAAGGGCCGAAUAGUCAGAAUCACGCGCAGCAAGGCGGGCAACAGAACGCGCAGCAGCAACAACAGCAGCAGAACGCACAGAAUAAUGUACAGGGGCCUCAGCUCACACCUACGGGAGUUUCUUGUUUUCCCGAUGGUCAAAUGGGUGGGGCUCCUGGUCCACAGGCCAACGGUCAAGGUCCACCUCAAAAUUCCAACCAAAACCCACAACUGGGCAGUCCAAACCCCAGCCACAUGAGCAGUCCAACGCCUCAAUCAGGCCAUGGUCAUCCCUUUGGUCAGCAUAACAUGAUGGGCCAACCGUUUGGCAGCGGAUCGAACAGUCCCGACAAACUAAUGACAGAAAAAUUAGUUAGCGAGUUACAGAUUUUCAUGCACAAAUCUGCUAUGCAGAUGCAUGCAAGGGGUGACUUGAGCGGAAGGUCCGAGGUCAAGCCGCACCAAUGUCAGCAAUGUCUCAAGUCCUUCAGCUCAAACCAUCAAUUGGUGCAACAUAUCCGAGUCCAUACGGGUGAAAAGCCCUACAAAUGUUCCUACUGUGAUCGACGCUUCAAGCAACUCAGUCAUGUCCAACAGCAUACCAGACUGCAUACUGGCGAGAGACCGUACAAGUGCCAUCUACCGGAUUGCGGCAGAGCCUUCAUCCAGCUGUCAAACUUGCAACAGCACCUGCGCAAUCACGAUGCGCAAGUCGAGAGGGCGAAGAACAGGCCCUUCCACUGUAACAUUUGCGGGAAAGGUUUUGCCACAGAGUCUAGCUUGCGAACGCAUACGUCUAAAGUAAGCCAUUGUCUUGGUCGUUUGCAGCAACAUGCAGCUUUGAUCGGUGGACCCAACGCCACUUCCUGUCCGUUGUGCCACAAGAUGUUCCUGGGAGGGGAGGCGCUGAUGGAGCAUAUGAAACACACUCACAAAGACCCCAACGCGUCGGGUGUAGCCACCAAAAGGAGGACGGCCAAUCAUCCUUGUCCCGUGUGCGGGAAGCACUACGUUAACGAGGGAUCUUUGAGGAAACACCUGGCUUGCCAUCCCGAAACGUCGCAACUGUCCAAUUCGUUGCGUAUGUGGCCUUGUUCGGUUUGUCAGGCGGUGUUCACUCACGAAUCAGGACUUUUAAGCCACAUGGAACAUAUGCGCAUGGAUCCAAAACAUCAGUUCGCUGCGCAGUACGUUUUGUCAAGAGCAGCUGCGGAGAGAAGAGAGAGGGAGACACUAUUAGCAGCUGUUUCAGCUACAGCUAGUGGUAGCGGUUUGCUAGGUCUUCCUAUGGGAGCAGCAACUGGGUCUCCUAUCUGCGCAUCACCUAGCGCUCAUAGCGACAGCUCUUCUGGUAAUGGAAGGUUAUCAUCAGCUGGCUCAGAAGCUGGAGGCUUAAAUAACAAUAACAAUAAUUGUAACACUAAGUUAGGCGAUAUAUUAAGAAGUAAUAACGGUUUGCAUCAGCAGUACAAUAUGGAGGAUCAAAUCCAGGCCAAUCGGAUGGCUGUUAUAGCCAACAUGGUAAACCAAGGAGGUGUUCCGCCUAAUUUAGGCUCGGAUCCAGCAACAAACAUUGCAAACAUCGCAAGUUUAGCUAUGAGGCUUGGUGUUACACAAGCUAACCAAGUGAACAAUUCGUCAAACCCAUCGACGCCUCCGAUCACCAACGAAGCGCUCUCGUCUCUAUCGGUGAACGCCAUGAACGCCAUGCGCGCAUCGAUGGAUAUGCGCAUGGACGUGAUGCGCAACAGCGUGAUGGAUAUGUCGCAGGCGUCGCAACAAACCGCGCAGCAAUCAGCAGCGCAGGAGGCGCUGAGAAUGCAGGAGGCUGUCAUCAGGUCGCAAGCGGAAGCUGCCUUAAGGCUAGCCAUGCACCAGGCGUUGCCUCAGCUCAAUCAACAUCAGCAAGAGAACAAUCACAGUCCGUUGCGUCACAACGGGCACUACCAAGGGCACCAGACCCAACCUUCUCAACAGCUCAGUCCUGAUCUCACCGAGGCCCUCCGGCUUCAAGAGCAAAGGCUCGAACAGGCCCUAAGACUGCACGGCAGCGAUCCCAGGUCACUAGGGUUCUCCCUGGGCAGCACAGGCAACCUUCAGAACCUGCAGCAGAACCUACAGCAAAAUCUGCAACAGAAUCUGCAAAACAACAUGCAACAACAGCAGCAACAGCAGCAGAGUCAGCAACAGAACUCAAGUAACCAACCAUGAGAAUUCAGUUACUACUGAACACUCAGCUUAUGCCAAUAAAUAUAAUAGUUUGAUUUCGAUUUAGUCUUUUUGUCUUAGUUUUUCUUCUUUUUUAUUAUUACUGAUAAUUGAAGAUCACACUUUUUAAAUUUCUGAUAGUUUGUUUAAUGUAUAUAGUGUCACAGAUAAACUUCCACGUAGAGAAUCGGCUACUAUUGGUUAAAAAUGACUUUUUUAACAAAAUCUCAAAAUAUGAAAUUUAUCCCAUUUAAACUCCCAUUCAAUUAUUACGGGAUUUAUCCCAUUUAAUUCGUCUGUAUGGAAUUUUAUCCCAUUCAUUUUUGAACGGGAUAAAACUUCAGGCAGUAAAAUAUCCAGGUAGAAAAAAAAAUAGUGAUGCUAGCCUAAUAUUUAUCUAGUGAUCAUAAAUUUAUAAAAUAAAUAAAUAGUUUUUAAAGAAAUAACAAAGUUGUUUGUAAAAAAAUUGACUCAAGAAUACGAAAAACUUUCCCAUCAAAAUCCCAAAUCAAAUUAAAAAGAGGGUAUUAUAAAAAAACUCAUUUUUAGCCAGUUGUUGUGAUAAAUCUAUCACAAGUAAUAUUUCACCUAAGGUAAAACCAAAUCUCUUUAAAUCUUCUAUUAUUAUGGGAUUUAUCCCAUUUAAUUCGUCAAUAUGGGAUUUUAUCCCAUUCAUUUUUGAAUGGGAUAAAAUUAAUGAUACAUUUCUGCAUGCGGACCUUUAUCUGUCACACUAUAUGUUUUUAUAUCGAUAAAAUAAAUAUACUGGGUGUUGCAUCGCCUACCUAAUCAAAGAAAAUCUCAUGAAACACCCGGUAUAUUAGUAGAUGCGUAGAACAAAAGAAGAAUGUUUUAAAAAUAUUAUUUUCGUUGUAGUAGAGAAUGAAAAAUGUGCCAAAAAACUUUUUUAAAUUAACAAAAUACAAGUUGGUGUUCAGUAUAGAUAAAACAAUGCCCACGGCAUUUAUCAUUUAUAUAUCGCACUUUACAAGUGCACCACUACAAAAAGUCGUUUUAAGAAUGUUAGGUUAAGUGUUAAAAAUAACAGAAGAAAUGUUUUAAGUCAAGAGAGAGUAUGAUUUAAGGCAUUUCUUUUCUAAGUCUACUUAAGAUGUACAUAGGAAAUCAUUGUUUUUAGAGAGUAUAUUGAAAAUACUGAGGAGUGAAUGACCAUAGGAGAAUUUGAAAUAAUAAUAAUAUAUUUUUCUUUUCGAACUUUUUAAAAAAAAUUCCAACCAUUUAUACCAAAAACUAAAUUUUAGUCAACCAAGGAAAAAAUAUAUAUUUUUUAGUUACUAUAAUAUUUUUUAUUUAAUAAAAAAGAGAUAGAAAAAAUUUACAAUUGGCCGGACCUGUAUGUUUAGCAAUAAUUUUUAUUUUUUUUUGCAAUUUGUACUGUGAUUAUUAUGUUUUUUUUUUAUUAUUUUUUAAGAAAAUCAAAAAAGCGUUAGAGAAAAUAUGAAGCAAGCUGGCGGACAAGAUUUUGACAGUGUUUUUUUCUAACAAAAACUCAAUGAUGUAUUAUAUCGUAUGAUCGAAAAAAAAGAGCGUCAGAGAUGGCUGGGGAAUG
Molecule: messenger RNA, 5540 nt
Organism: Sitophilus oryzae (rice weevil)
Lineage: Eukaryota; Metazoa; Arthropoda; Insecta; Coleoptera; Curculionidae
Exons: 12
Coding region: 1478-3973 (831 amino acids)
Cellular component (GO): nucleus
Source: RefSeq, a predicted model, not a curated record